Molecule: messenger RNA, 491 nt
Organism: Bubalus bubalis (water buffalo)
Lineage: Eukaryota; Metazoa; Chordata; Mammalia; Artiodactyla; Bovidae
Product: histone H2B type 1-N-like
Exons: 2
Coding region: 1-444 (147 amino acids)
Cellular component (GO): nucleosome
Molecular function (GO): DNA binding; protein heterodimerization activity; structural constituent of chromatin
Source: RefSeq, a predicted model, not a curated record
AUGUCACGAGAGGAAGCAGCACUGCGGAAAGCCGGAGCUGUGAGAGAGUGCGGCUCAUUAGCGGCGCUGCCGAGCAGCUUGUCUGCUCCUGCCCCUAAAAAGGGCUCUAAAAAAGCUGUGACCAAGGCCCAGAAGAAGGACGGCAAGAAGCGCAAGUGCAGCCGCAAGAAGAGCUACUCUGUGUAUGUGUACAAGGUGCUGAAGCAAGUCCAUCCGGACACCGGCAUCUCAUCCAAGGCCAUGGGCAUCAUGAACUCCUUCGUCAAUGACAUUUUCGAGAGCAUCGCUGGUGAGGCAUCGCACCUGGCACAUUACAACAAGCACUCAACUAUCACAUCCAGUGAGAUCCAGACCGCCGUGCGCGUGCUGCUACCUGGGGAGCUGGCCAAGCAUGCCGUGUCUGAGGGCACUAAGGCUGUCACCAAGUAUACCAGCUCCAAGUAAAUAUAAUAUGCCUAGCCGCUGUUAACGGAGAAGGCAAUGGCACCCCA